Molecule: messenger RNA, 1514 nt
Organism: Paramecium sonneborni
Lineage: Eukaryota; Ciliophora; Oligohymenophorea; Peniculida; Parameciidae
Source: the annotation of a GenBank genome assembly
AUGAAAAAUAAUUUUGAUUUUAGCGAUUAUAUUAGAUAAAUAUAAGAACAACCUUUCGUUGAUGUACUUAUAUAUUACAUUAUUAGAAUAAAAGUUAAUUUCUUCAUGUAGCAUUUUUAUCAUAUCAAGCAGGAGCUUCUAAUAAUAAUCCUAAGAUUUUAAAAAAAACAUUUUAUUUUAUUAAUUACAUUCACAACGCAUAUUAUAAUAAGAACAUAUCAUUUGAAGAAAUAUAAUAGUUAUAUAACGGUUACAUAAAUGAUAAUCAAUAAAUUGAUCAAGAAGUUCCAGAUGCUAUUUUAGAAAAUAGUUCAGAUUUUUAAUCAUUUUAUUCAUCAGUUAUUAUAAGAAAGAGAGAGCAAACAAUAAAUGAAAAAAUACCUGAAAAUCAAAAUAAACAAUAAGAAUAAGUAUAGUAAUAAAUUUCAAAAGAAUAGAAUAAAAAAAAAAUAAAAAUAGAGGAACUAAAAAAAGAGAAUUUUAUUUAAUAAUAAGCUUAAUAGAAAAAUACUUAAUUGAUAAAUGAAAAUGAUGCUUUAAUGAUAGAUAAUUCCAUAAAUUAAAAUAAUUAAUAAUAAGCUGAUAUUUCUAUACCAAAAAUAAAAGAUAUUUAUUAUCUUUCAAUUGAUCAAUCAUAAAUAUUAAAGAAACAAUAGUAUGAAGAAUACAGAAAAAAAGAGAAUGAAAAAUCUAUGAUUUUUUAAGUAAGAAAUUAGUAAAGUUAAAUUGAAUAAAGUUCAUAAUGUAGUAUUUGUUUAGAGUAUGUGUAAUUCAAUAAGUAUGAACUUACAUCUUGCUAACAUAUUUUUCACAAAUAAUGUUUAGAAAAUUUGAUAAAAUCAUAGGAUGAUCUUCCUAUUAAAUGUCCUAAUUUAGAUUGUCGAUAAGAAAUUUUGAGAGAUGACUUAGAAAACUUAACAACAAAAUUUUUAAUGGAUAGAUUGGAUAAAUUUGCUUUUAACUAAUAUUUAUUAAAAAAUCCAAAUAUUUUUUAAUGUCCUACUUAAAAUUGUAAAGGUUUGUAUGAAAUAGAAGGUCCUCUUCAAGUAUGCAUGUUAUGUUAAUAAAUAUUUUGUACUAAAUGCAGGAAGUUAUAUCAUGAAGGAAUAUGUGGAGAAGAAAGUUUUAUAAAUGUUGCUAGUGAAUAACAUUAUAGUUAAUGUUCAAGUUGCCAUAGAUGGAUAGAGAAAACUUUUGGGUGUAAUCAUAUAUCUUGUCCAUGUGGACAUGAAUUUUGUUAUGUAUGUGGUAAAUAGUGGAUAAAAGGGUAAGAAUGUAGAUGUAUAGAACUUCCAUAAUAAUAAUAAUAGUAAUAAUAAUAAUAAUAAUAAUAAUAAUAAUAGCCUGGAUAACUUAAUUAAAGGAAUGCUCGACAAAUAUAAGAUGGUUUCAAUUAUAUCUAAAAGAUCUUUAAUAAUAAUUACAAUUGGAAUAUCUAGCGUUAAACCACAGAAAUAACCAAAUCUCUAUAAGAAUUCGGAUUAACAUUUAUAUAAAAAUUGAUAAGAAGAUGA